Hevea brasiliensis (rubber tree) is the source of this 5008-nucleotide messenger RNA. RefSeq names its product regulatory-associated protein of TOR 1. The transcript is spliced from 23 exons. Gene Ontology annotation, molecular function: protein binding; protein-macromolecule adaptor activity. Gene Ontology annotation, biological process: positive regulation of protein serine/threonine kinase activity; positive regulation of cell growth; TOR signaling. Gene Ontology annotation, cellular component: cytoplasm; TORC1 complex. NCBI's taxonomy places the organism in Eukaryota, Viridiplantae, Streptophyta, Magnoliopsida, Malpighiales, Euphorbiaceae. The record is from RefSeq and is a predicted model, not a curated record. Bases 467 to 4564 code for a protein of 1365 amino acids.
ACACACUUUGAUCCUCUAUCUUUCAAUUGGCCAAAUCCUAUUUUCAUCGCUCCUUUCUCUUCUUGUUGUGCCGCCAGUGUUCUAUGCGCCUCCAUCAUCAUCAUCGCCAUCCUCCUCCUCCCACUCCCCAUCAUCACCAGAAGCUAGGGUUUCCGGGGUUUUCUCUCACCUUACGAGCUGGAUUCUCUCUCCUUUAUCAGGCGAAUCUCCAUGCGCCGCUGGUUCAGCGGUUUUGUUGAUUAGGCUAUGGUGUAUCGGGCCUCUCUCUUUCCCCACAUAUCAUCUGUUUUCUCUCGAUCCCUAAACGCAUCACACAUCAUCUCCAAACCUUGGAUUUACGGUCCAUUUCAUUUGACGUGGUUUAUCAAUUAGGGCAACGUUGAUUGCUUGCUUUGGUUUGAUUGUUGUGUAUAUUAUUUAUUUGGCAAAAGGCUUUUACGUUUUUUUGAGGGUUUUGGGGAUUUGGAUGGCAUUGGGGGAUUUGAUGGCGUCUCGGUUUUCGCAAACUUCGGUGGCUGUGGUGUCCAAUCACUACGAUGACUACGCUUCCAGUCAUGGUGAGGACGCUGGAGAUUCAUCCUCGCAGAGGAGAGAUUCGGAGACUGCGAGCAGUAGUUAUGGCAAUGCUGCUGUCACCACAACAAGUAUGGCCUAUUUGCCCCAGACUAUUGUGCUCUGUGAGCUUCGUCAUGACGCAUUUGAAGCUUCCGUGCCUACUGGUCCAUCUGACAGUGGCCUUGUAUCCAAAUGGCGGCCUAAGGACAGAAUGAGGACAGGAUGUGUAGCUCUAGUUUUAUGUUUACACAUUAGUGUUGAUCCACCUGAUGUCAUAAAGAUAUCACCUUGUGCCAGAAUGGAGUGCUGGAUAGAUCCAUUUUCAAUGGCACCUCAAAAAGCUCUUGAUACAAUUGGGAAAACCUUAAUUAAGCAGUAUGAAAGAUGGCAACCUAAGGCUCGUUAUAAAUGUGAACUUGAUCCUACUGUCGAUGAUGUUAAGAAACUUUGUAAUAAUUUUCGAAGAUAUGCCAAGUCUGAGAGAGUGCUGUUUCACUACAAUGGACAUGGCGUUCCAAAGCCAACUGCUAAUGGCGAAAUCUGGAUGUUCAAUAAGCAGAGCUAUACAGAGUAUAUGCCUUUGCCAAUCAGUGAUCUUGAUUCCUUGUUGAGGACUCCAUCAAUCUAUGUUUUUGACUGCUCUGCUGCUGGGAGGAUUGUCAAUGCAUUUUUAGAGCUUCAUGACUGGAAUUCUUCUAGUUCUACUGGAUCUGUGAAGGACUGUAUUUUGCUUGCAGCCUGUGAAGCACAUGAGACUCUUCCUCAGAGUGUAGAAUUUCCUGCUGAUGUGUUUACUUCUUGCCUCACUACACCUAUCAAGAUGGCAUUGAGAUGGUUCUGCAAACGUUCAUUAUUACAUGAGUCCCUUGACCAUUCACUAAUAGAUAAAAUUCCUGGUCGACAAAAUGACCGUAAAACACUGCUUGGAGAAUUGAAUUGGAUCUUUACAGCAGUGACAGACACGAUUGCUUGGAAUGUUCUCCCUCAUGAUCUUUUCCAGAGACUGUUCAGACAAGAUUUGUUAGUUGCCAGUUUGUUCAGAAAUUUUUUACUGGCUGAGAGGAUUAUGCGUUCUGCAAAUUGUUCUCCAGUUUCUCUCCCAAUGUUGCCGCCAACUCAUCAGCAUCAUAUGUGGGAUGCAUGGGAUAUGGCUGCUGAAAUUUGCCUAUCUCAGCUUCCAUUGUUGGUUGAGGAUCCUAAUGCCGAGUUCCAGCCAAGUCCUUUUUUCACUGAGCAGCUGAUGGCUUUUGAGGUUUGGUUGGAUCAUGGAUCUGAAGAUAAGAAGCCACCAGAGCAGUUGCCUAUUGUUCUCCAGGUUCUACUUAGUCAAAGCCAUCGGUUUAAAGCACUGGUGCUUCUUGGGAGAUUUCUCGAUAUGGGAUCCUGGGCUGUAGAUCUGGCAUUAUCUGUUGGAAUAUUUCCAUAUGUUUUGAAGCUGUUGCAAACAACAACACCAGAACUAAGGCAAAUUCUCGUAUUCAUAUGGACAAAAAUCCUGGCACUUGACAAGUCAUGCCAAGUUGAUCUUGUUAAGGAUGGGGGACAUGCAUAUUUUAUCAGGUUUCUGGAUAGCAUGGAAGCAUAUCCCGAACAGCGAGCAAUGGCUGCAUUUGUUUUGGCUGUUAUUGUUGAUGGGCACAGAAGGGGUCAAGAGGCUUGUACUGAAGCUGGUGUGGUUCUUGUGUGCUUGAAGCACCUUCAGGGUUCAAUGCCGAAUAACGGUCAAUCUGAGCCUCUAUUUCUUCAGUGGCUUUGCCUGUGUUUAGGAAAGUUGUGGGAGGAUUUCACUGAGGCUCAAAUUAUGGGUUUGCAGGCAGAUGCACCUGCUAUAUAUGCUCCUCUGCUCUCAGAGCCCCAACCUGAGGUUAGGGCUUCUGCUGUCUUUGCAUUGGGAACCUUGCUUGAUGUUGGAGGUGAUGCAUGCCGAGAUGGUGUUGCAGGUGAUGAUGAAUGCUAUGAUGACGAAAAAUUUAGAGCUGAGAUCAGCAUUGUUCGAAACCUACUCAGUGUUGUUUCAGAUGGAAGCCCACUUGUCAGGGCAGAGGUUGCUGUAGCUUUAGCACGCUUUGCAUUUGGCCAUAAGCAGCACCUCAAGUCAAUUGCUGCUGCAUAUUGGAAACCCCAGUCAAAUUCUGUACUGAAUUCAUUACCUUCGUUGGCCCAUAUAAAAGUUACAGGUAGUGGAUGUACUAAUGCAAACCAGUAUAUGUCGCAUGCAAGUAUUCUUUCAUCUCAAAUUGGUCCUUUAACGAGAGUUGGAAAUGACAAUCAAUCGGUGGUUCGAGAUAGGAGGGUCUCUACUAGUAGUCCUCUUACCACAUCUGGAAUUAUGCAAGGAUCGCCUUUAUCUGAUGAUUCGUCUCAACAUUCUGAUCCGGGAAUGUUGAAUGAUGUUGUCAGCAAUGGGGUUGUCCACCAUUCGAGACCAAAACCAUUGGAUAAUGCAAUGUAUUCACAGUGUGUACUGGCUAUCUGUACACUGGCUAAGGAUCCCUCUCCACGCAUUGCAAGUCUUGGUCGGCGGGUACUGUCCAUUAUUGGAAUUGAACAAGUGGUGACAAAAACUGUCAACUCUACUGGUGGUAGUGGUCGGCCUGCUGAACAUACAGCUUCAUCUCCAACUCCAAGUCUUGCAGGAUUAGCUCGUUCAUCAUCAUGGUUUGACAUGAAUGCAGGUCAUCUGCCUUUAACAUUCAGAACUCCUCCUGUCAGUCCUCCUCGACCAAGUUACUUAACAGGAAUGCGCAGAGUUUGUUCUUUAGAGUUCAGGCCUCACCUAAUGAAUUCUCCAGAUUCUGGAUUAGCUGAUCCUCUUUUAGGUUCUGCUGGAUCUUCUGGGGGUUCAGAGCGCAGUUUACUUCCGCAAUCAAUUAUUUAUAAUUGGAGCUGUGGUCACUUCUCAAAGCCUCUUCUUAAUACAGCAGAUGAUACUGAAGAAAUGUUGGUUAGAAGAGAAGAAAGGGAAAAGUUUGCACUGGAGCACAUUGCCAAGUGUCAACACUCAUCUGUUAGCAGGUUAGAUAAUCAAAUUGCUGGUUGGGACACAAAGUUUGAAACAGGAACAAAGGCAGCCUUGUUGCAACCUUUCUCUCCUAUUGUCAUUGCUGCUGAUGAAAAUGAGCGGAUAAGGGUAUGGAAUUAUGAGGAUGCAGCCCUUCUCAAUGGAUUUGAUAAUCAUGAGUUUCCUGACAAAGGAAUUUCUAAACUCUGCCUUGUAAAUGAGCUUGAUGACAGUUUGCUUCUUGUUGCUUCAUGUGAUGGAAAUAUUCGGAUUUGGAAAGAUUAUAUACUCAAGGGUAAACAAAAACUUGUUACUGCAUUUUCUUCAAUCCAGGGUCAUAAACCUGGUGUACGGAGUUUAAAUGCUGUCAUAGAUUGGCAACAGCAAUCUGGAUAUCUGUAUGCUUCUGGUGAGAUAUCUUCCAUAAUGCUUUGGGACCUAGAUAAAGAGCAAUCGCUUAAUUCUAUUCCAUCCUCAACAGAUUGCAGCAUCUCAGCAUUGUCUGCUUCUCAAGUCCAUGGGGGUCAAUUUGCGGCAGGUUUUGUGGAUGGUUCUGUGAGACUCUAUGAUGUGCGGACACCCGAAAAGCUUGUUUGUACUAAACGGCCACAUGCGAAAGUAGAAAGAGUUGUGGGGAUUGGCUUUCAACCUGGUCUUGAUCCUGGGAAGCUUGUCAGUGCAUCUCAGGCUGGUGACAUUGAGUUUCUGGAUAUCCGGAAUCCCAGGGAUACAUACCUCACGAUUAAUGCUCACAGGGGCUCGCUCACUGCUUUAGCUGUUCAUAGACAUGCCCCUAUCAUUGCCAGUGGCUCAGCAAAACAAAUGAUUAAAGUAUUCAGCCUGGAGGGUGAUUUACUUGGCACAAUUCGGUAUUACUCGACUUUCAUGGCCCAGAAGAUUGGUCCUGUAAGCUGUCUCGCCUUCCAUCCAUGCCAAGUACUGCUUGCUGCUGGAUCUGCAGAGGCUUGUGUUUCAAUAUAUGCUGAUGACAAUGCUCAAGCAAGAUGAGUGCUCAUUCAUUACUGGUGUUUGAUGGAGUCACCUUGUUGAUGAGCAGCACAAGGAAUGGACUUGUUAUGGUCGUCAAUGGAGUUUUCCGAGUGCAAUUUGCUCAUGAGAUGUGACACUCCAUUGAGCCAAUCCUGCCUCUGGCUGGAACAUGGGUUUGGCUCGAAAUUGUAUGCUACAUAUUCAUUAGCCUCCAGUUUAGAGGGUCAAUCAAGAUGGGAAGAAAUCCUGCAUAUUUAUGGGUGGGCCAGUGGAGGCUUCGCCAAAUAAUUGUUAUAUGGGUAAAUGUGUGUAAAUAGCUUCUUCUCUCUUUUGUAUCUUUCCCUUUUUCGUGUGUUUGUUGAUCUAUCCGUCCCUAUGUGCCUUGUAAAAUCAUAAUUUAAGCAUUGCAGACAGAUGUUGAUAUGGAUACCCCGUCAAUUGCGGGGAAUUCAACAUGCUAAA